AUGUCUCAAUCCCAGACCGACGAGCUAGCUCUUUUGGACGAGGACGACAGCAUUGACCCAGACGACCCGGAGAACGAGACGCAGGGAAUGGAGAUCCAGGCGGGCUUUCGCCUUCAAGAAUCUACCCCCGCUGCUCUUGACAGAUUGCUUUUGCAACGUGGAGUGCUUGUUCGGCUGGGCAUGGGGUGGUUCGGUGGGUUGAUCAUUCAGCAAUCUCCGCAGCGCCACCUCUGGGCCAACUUGAAGGCGGGGUUCCAGCAGCCAGGGUACGCAACUCUGAACUGGACGCUUUCUGACUGGAACGGAGCAGUAACUGAACGAGUAGAGAUGACAGAGGUGCAGGAGAUGAUGGGCAUGCUGCCAUCGCUACUGCAGGCCGAGUCGGAAGGGCAAGGCCAGGAGGGGUCGGCGGCGCUGCAAGAGGGCGCCGCGGGUGCGGCGGAAUUGGGGGUUCCGCCGAGCAGCCACCGAGAGCUGUAUCCUGCGGUGGUCGUCAGGGAGGGCGACACUGCUGGAGGAGAGAGCAGCAGUAGGCCGGGCGUGGAAGGCGCCCUGGUGCGGGAUGUGGAGGUCCCUGCUGCAGGUGGGUUUGGUGCAUUCCAAGACACCAACUCUCUUCGUAGUACGUUCGGCAGUGCUUGCGUACAGCAGUCUGCUGCCGCUGGAGACACUGGUGAGAGUGUCACAGCAACCGAUCAAUCCAUUCAGGGGAGGUCGGGUGGAGAAUGCGGCACGGCGGAAGGGUCGUGUCCACUGUUCUGCCUUGCUGUAGUAGUGGGCGGGGCGCACAGAAGUCGCCGGAAUUGAUGGUGCAACAGAACGGACGGAGGGGCCGUGAAGUCGCGCAGUUUUGGCGCGCACUCCAUCUGCGGUAAGGCGGUGGAUCAACAUGAAAGGCGUUAGAGUAAUCGGCGCAACAGAACGGACGGAGGGGCCGUGAAGUCGCGCAGUUUUGGCGCGCAUUCCAUCUGCGGUAAGGCGGUGGAGCACCAGGACGGUAGAGAGACCGUUGGGCAGGAUUGCCGGAGACACUCAACCAUGGAUCGACCGCGCGACGGCGCGGGGGGGGGUGGGCGCCGUACAUGCUUGAUGCUGGCGGUGUUUUGUUAAGUCGAUCCAAGGCCGGCAGUAGAGGCCGGGUACGCCCUACCACGGUUGACACGCGCGACGGCGCGUCGGGGGGUGGGCGCCGAUCACGCGGGAGCGGGCGGCGUUUUUUUACCACAGCACGGACGGAGGGGCCGGGCCGUGGCUGUUCUGCCUCGUCAUAGGAGCGGGGGGAGUAGCAUAUUAAGUCGCGCGGAGGUGGCGCGCAACCAUCAGCCGGAGGUGGGUGGUGGAACGGGGCACAGCUAAGUGGGUGUCAUCAAAGUCGCGUGGGGAGGUGCCGCGCGCAUUUCAUCAGCCGGGAACGAGCGGUGGAGACAAGAAUGCGUCAGGAUGGACGUGAGGAAUUAAAGGCGUGCUUCGCCAUCAAGAUGUGUUGGUGGAGUAGUUGGAAUAAGCUUGGAUUUUGUUGUCUUGUUUUGUGUGGAGGUACCAGUUUGAGGUCGUGAUGAAAUCAAGCAACUUGUAUUCGAGGAAAUUCUGUUCACUGUUGCGUGUUUCUUUCCGCCGUCAUUUGCGCGUUGUCUUGCACCCAAAUCGUGGUUGUUCUGAAUGUUUGUGUUCGUCGUUAUGCCAUUAGUGCAUCCUUCGCCGGUGACGUUGUGUUGCUGGUGAUGAUGGCAAAGUGUCGGGGGGUAGAGACGUUCACGUUGGUAGAAUUUGCCACCAUCACUCAUGUGUGGGGGCUACGCGGUUAUAUGUGACCCACGGCCUGAGUAGGAGGCGCAACAAGUGUUUUGUUUACCUGAGUUGUUGCAGAACAAGGGAGGGUGGAAACGGGCGUGUUUCUUUUGAGAAUGUUACGCUUGAAGAGUACGCCCGGUCUUGGUAUUAUGCAACUUGACAGGUUGGUGUGUCGGGCAGGUAUGCAGUUGUUAGUGGAAGUCGAUUUUGUUUUCACGUACGGAAGCAUGUUGGUUGUGUCUGUUUUGGGAAGCGACAUCUAGGUGAUGGCCAUGUGCGUGUUCCUCUGGGCGCCGGUGUUGCGCAAGGGAGGGCACUAGGCUUAGGUUCCUGGUGUGCUUGUCUAUAAUGCAGACAGCGUAGAUGCUUGGGGUUCGUAGUACAGCGUUACCAAGUUGUGGGGGGGCGUUUGUGUUUUGCGUAGUUGUGCUUGAAGGUUCAGUAGCAAGUUGAUGUAUCCUUGAUUGAAGGAGAACUGAGGAUUGAUUUGGUAGUUUGCAGAUGGUGGACCUUGUUUGAAGCAGGCUACAUUCGGCAGGUUGUAUAUUUCUCAAAAGCGGGCAUCCUUUGGAGAAUCGAGUUUGAUUGAUUUUUCAGUCGGAAACAGGUCAUGAUUUUGAGUUCGUGUAGGAUUGCAGAUGGUUGAACCGAAGGUAGGGAGAACGUACCUGUUCGAUGCAGUUUUCGUGUGGAAUGCAGAUAGACAGGGAGGGCGUUGCCUGUAUGGGUAUGACACCUGAAGAGUCAGUUGGUGCUGCACAGCAAGGAGUUCGUUCCAUCAUGUCGGAAGGAUUUGUCAGAGGCGUUGCUCGAGGUAGUAGAGCGUUGCCUAGAAUUUGUAAUCCGAGCGUCUGGAGUGGUUUUAUCUUUGUCUCCUUGCAGUACGGCCGUUGGAAUCAUUGGUGAUAUGGACGGCUAUUGGAUUUUGUUUGAGCCGUUGGAAUCUUUCGUGAUAUGAUCGGCGUGAGGCAUUGAAUUUCUGAGGGGUUUUGAUCCGGUGGCCGGGUUUCCCCUUUACUUUUGGUUUGUCGUUGUGUUUCGGUUUUUCGGACGUAUUUUCGACGCACUAGAGGUUCUUCACUGGCGUAAACAACCAGGGAGGAGGGUGUUCGUGCGUAGAAGUAGAUAGUCGAAAGUAGCCGUUACGUAGGACGCAGCUGGGACAACUUGAAGGGUAUGUGCUGAGAGGCUUUGGAUGAUAGUGCGGAGUCCCCGUGUUCUCUCGAGAAUUGGGACCUCUCCUCGUUCUCCCUCUCUCCUCUCUCAUGCGAGCUAAUACGCACAGUUAAACAGCAGCCCCAAGUCCGCCGGCCCUUAACAGGGCUAGGGCUCACGAA
Messenger RNA from Ectocarpus sp. CCAP 1310/34, 3128 nucleotides. NCBI's taxonomy places the organism in Eukaryota, Phaeophyceae, Ectocarpales, Ectocarpaceae. The record is from the annotation of a GenBank genome assembly.